Panthera uncia (snow leopard) is the source of this 6102-nucleotide messenger RNA. RefSeq names its product Rho guanine nucleotide exchange factor 33 (gene ARHGEF33). Lineage: Eukaryota; Metazoa; Chordata; Mammalia; Carnivora; Felidae. The transcript has 18 exons. The coding region runs from base 1 to 2865 and encodes 954 amino acids. Gene Ontology annotation, molecular function: guanyl-nucleotide exchange factor activity. The record is from RefSeq and is a predicted model, not a curated record.
AUGUCGGUCCUUCAUCCGGCUGUAACUGGUGUUCAGGCCCUGCUGGUUGCUGGGGGCUCCCCCAUGCCACAGCUGGACGGAGGCUGCCUGCAGAGGCAAGCUCCAGAUUCUGGCUCCUGUGGUGGAGAGAAUGAACAUAUACCGAUGAAUAAUCCUUCCACACAGAUUUACCAGGCUUCGAAGUACAAGUCUUCCCUGAACCUGCCUCCAGUGGGAGCCCGUCUCCAGCGGCAGGAUGGAGGGAUCAUAACCUCUCUAGAGCAGCUUCAUGAAAAAAUCAACGAGAUGAGGAACGUGUUCAACUCGCUGGAGAACAAGUUGCAGGCCUUGGCCUCUGAACUGAAAACUGGUUUCACAGAAGCAAUGCAAGAACUGUCCAGAAUUCAACAUGGCGAGUAUGCUUUGGAAGAGAAGGUUAAGAGUUGCCGAUGUUCCAUGGAAGAAAAAGUUACUGAGAUGAAGAAUUCGUUAAACUAUUUCAAGGAAGAGCUGAGCAAUGCCAUGUCAAUGAUUCAGGCCAUCACUUCCAAACAGGAAGAAAUGCAACAGAAAAUUGAACAGCUUCAGCAGGAAAAGCGAAGAGAAUCUCGGAAAGUUAAAGCCAAGAAAACUCAAAAAGAAGAACAUGGCUCACAGGCAGGGCCUGCUCAAGCACAAGGAAGUCCUUUCCGUUCAAUCAAUAUCCCUGAACCUGUUCUUCCAAGUGAAGACUUUAUAAACCUUUUGCCUUCUCAGGCCUAUGAAAAAGCUCAAGAGUCCCGAUCCAUGCAUGUAGGAGACAGUAAUGUGAAGGGGAUGAUGGGUCCUGGAAUGAACCCAACAACUCCUGAAGCGGAAGAAAACCUUAAGCCUUGCCUUUCGGCUGAUAUCCAGCCCAAGGGCCAUCUCUCAUCUGGUGUGUGGAGGCAGCCCAAGGAUGGUAAAGAAUGGGGAGAGGAAUAUGUCACGAAAGACCACCCAGAUAAACUCAAGGACGCUGGCCAGCCCAGGCACAGUUCUCUGGAAAAUGUUUUAUGCGAAACCUCUUUAGCUGCUAAAAGACAGACCGUGGCUCUAGAACUGCUUGAAUCGGAAAGAAAAUACGUCAUCAACAUCUCUCUGAUCCUGAAGAUCAAGGCAACGUUCCAAGGGUCAGAUGGAAAGAGGAAUUCCAAAGAGAGAAGCCUCUUCCCUGGUUCUUUACGGUACCUUGUCCAGCAGCACCUCGAUUUGCUCCAUGCUCUGCAGGAAAGGGUCCUGAAGUGGCCACGCCAAGGAGUUCUUGGAGAUUUAUUCCUUAAAUUAACAAAUGAUGAGAAUAAUUUCUUGGAUUAUUAUGUUGCCUACCUGAGGGACCUACCUGAAUGCAUCUCUUUGGUUCAUGUUGUUGUUCUGAAGGAGGGUGACGAAGAGAUUAAAUCUGACAUCUACACACUGUUUUUUCACAUAGUCCAGCGCAUCCCUGAAUAUCUGAUACAUCUGCAGAACGUCCUGAAGUUCACAGAGCAGGAACACCCUGACUAUUACCUACUUCUGGUGUGUGUUCAGCGCCUUCGAGUAUUUAUCUCGCAUUACACCCUGCUGUUUCAAUGCAACGAGGAUUUGCUUAUUCAGAAACGGAAAAAGCUCAAGAAGUCAUCCAUGGCGAAGCUGUACAAAGGCCUGGCUUCCCAGUGUGCAAACACUGGACAAGAUGCUUCCCCCACUGCAGGCCCUGAGGCUGUCCGUGACAGCGGGAUCCACUCAGAAGAGAUGCUACAACCCUACCCUUCUGCUCCCAGCUCUGGCCCUGCUGUCACACAUUUGAUGCCCCCAGUGAAGAAAAGCCAACAACCGCAAAGCUUGAUGGAGAGCAUGCAGCCCGGGAAGCCCAGCGAGUGGGAGAUGGAGGGCAGAAAGCACGAGAGGCCCGAGAGCCUCCUGGCGCCAGCGCAGUUCUGUGCAGCCGAGCAGGACGUGAAGGCGCUGGCCGGGCCCCUGCAGGCCAUCCCCGAGAUGGACUUCGAGCCCUCGCCCGCCGAGCCGCUGGGCAACGUGGAGCGCUCCCUGCGCGCCCCGGCCGAGCUCCUGCCCGACGCCCGCGGCUUCGUGCCCGCGGGCUACGAGGAGUUUGAGUACGGCGGCGAGAUCUUCGCGCUGCCCGCGCCCUACGACGAGGAGCCGUUCCAGGCCCCGGCCCUCUUCGAGAACUGCUCGCCCGCCUCUUCCGAGUCCAGCCUGGACAUCUGCUUCCUCCGGCCCGUCAGCUUCGCCAUGGAGGCCGAGCGGCCCGAGCACCCGCUGCAGCCGCUGCCCAAGAGCGCCACGUCGCCUGCGGGCAGCAGCGGCGCCUACAAGCUGGAGGCGGCGGCGCAGGCGCACGGCAAGGCCAAGCCGCUGAGCCGCUCGCUCAAGGAGUUCCCGCGCGCGCCGCCCGCCGAGGGCGUGGCCCCGCGCCUCUACAGCACGCGCAGCAGCAGCGGCGGCCGCGCGCCGCUCAAGGCCGAGCGCGCCGCGCAGCCGCACGGCCAGGCCGCCGCCGCCGCAGCGGCGGCCGCAGCCCGCGGCGCGCCCAGGACCUUCUUCCCCCAACAGAGGUCCCAAAGCGAAAAGCAGACCUAUUUGGAAGUAAGGAGGGAGAUGCAUUUAGAAGAUACCACCAGAUUCUGUCCAAAGGAAGAAAGAGAGAGCGAACAGACCUCUUUCAGCGAUCAAAACCCCAGGCAAGACCAGAAAGGGGGCUUUCGCAGCUCCUUCCGCAAGCUCUUUAAAAAGAAGUCCAGUGGAUCAGAAUACAGGGAAAAAACUAAUGAGAAUCCCUCAAUGGAUCCUUCACCCACCAAACAAGAUUUCUUCAGAAACCGACUUGCUCUUGCAAAUGACCUUGACCAAGGAACAGCUGUGUAAAACAUACUUAAAGUUGUAUUGUCAAGUGGUAAGAUGAGGGUAAAAAGCUUGUAUAUAUCUGUGUAGGAAUAUAUAUAUACAUAUAUAUAUAUAUAUAUAUAUAUAUAUAUAUAUAGAUGUAUAAGUCCCUGAGGAAAACUAAUAUAAAUACUUACAUAUGAAGCUAAAUCAACAUACAAGACAUUGAAGAGAUGAAGAUUAGCCUGUGGUUGAGAGCUGGCUUUUUGAACUUCAGCACUUGGGAACAGGGAAACGAAGACUUUUCACAGCAUUAUAGAAACACAAUAAAUUUGGAGGAAAAUAAAUGUUUGUAAGAACAAAAACUUCCAACUUAAAGUCAUUCCCCCCCAGUAUAAAAUUGAGCGUGUAACAUGGAUGUGAAUUUUAUGCUUCCUAGGCAUUUACCUUAUUAAUUCAUCCCAAUGUUCUUAGGCUAAUAUACACGAUGUUAGGGGCCAGUUCUGUCUUGCUAUAUGUCUUCCCCAAAGCAAUACCCAACAUCCCUUAAGGCAAAGGAUCAGUAAAGAGUUGUAUUUUACGUGUUGCCAAUCUGAGUUGUGGAGAAUUUGUGCUUACACCAUGACAUAGAAGGUUCAAGGGUUAUAGACACACUGGUCUCCAAAUGGGAAGAGAACCAGAAGAGUAGUAUUUCUCUCUCUGUGGCUAUGAGAAUCAGUACAGGGAACAGUGAUUUCUCUUGAGACUGGGAGGCCAAAGAAACGUUUUCACUUGCGUGAGUUGUGCUGCAGAUGAGAAUAGUCUAGAGUCUAUGUGUUAUUGAGUUCUCAGGAUUCAGAGACACAUUAGUGAUCCUGAGUGUCACAUACACUCAUAAGCAGAUGGGUUGGGGGAAAAAAAAAAACUUAUUUAGCUACGUCUUCUUUUAAAAGACUUUCUUCAGUCUGGAAAGAAGGUGGCAACAACAUCAGUGCUUUAAUAGCACAUGCACAGCAGUUGCUACAAAACACCGGAACAGGAUGAAAAUUUAGGGCUGGUAAGACCUUGUUCUGUUUUCCAGAAGUAAGCUGUUUAAAAAAAAAAAAACACAACAAACAGAGUUCUUAACAGCUCAGACAGAGGAAUCAUUGCAGUGAGGCUUUCAUGGCUACAGGAUAAUAAAAUGUGCUCUGCUUCCCCAUGUCCAGGAUGGUCCACAGCCUUGACAUGCCCCUAACACAAGAAUAAUAGAAAAAAAAUUAGUUUUAAACAAUUUGUCUCUCUUCCCAGGCAGUUAUCUAUAAUGAAUUAGAGGCAUUUGGCUACCACUCAUUCAAAAUCUUGGUACCCAAACUGACUUCUUUAGAGGCUCUUCCUCUAGGAAUGUACUGCUUGAUAAAAUCGUAAAGUUUUACUUGUUACACGUUUUCUACAAGUCUGAUGAUUAAUUAGGAACUCAUCCAUUAGCCUUUGAACAGUAGGGGGUCUGGAAUGUCUACAGGAUUGCUGUCAAGUUUUGGGAGUUUCCAGUAUUUAAGGUUAAGCCAAGCUUUUCAUUUUCCUGAAAUUAAUGAACUCCUUUGAAGUUAGAUUUAUCUCUGUUUAGUAGGCCAAAGAAGGUUCGGGGGCAGGGUCUGAGAGCACAAUGCAGAACUGACUGGAUAUGGAAAGUGAACUGCAAGUCACAGUCUUUUAAGUAAAAUGUAAAAACAAUAAAAUUUCUUUCCCCUUCAUAAUGGUUAUCAUAAAAAUGAUGGAUUACUUGGGAAGGUUUCAAAAACUUCACACACCUCCCAGAUUUUCAUUUUGAUAACAUUCUUUGAAAGAAUCUUGAUGUUACAUCGGUAGCACAACUCAGUUUCAUUGUAUUUUAUGAAACUAGCAUGUAAAACUAGUAAUAAUUAGUGCUGCUACUCCCUGGGUCUCCUUCACCUGGUAUCUGGAUUUUUCCAGUAGCUUUCUAGCUCCGCAUCAGUCCUGUACUUCUCUUAACACAUUAAUAUUCCCAAAUGCUGCAUUGUGUGAAACUCUCUGAACGUUCUUUUUUGUCUACAAAUUCUGAACUCCUCGACUUGACCUUCAAGGCUGUCUGUCCAGCAUGGUGUCAAGUCUUCUCUUUGGCUGCUGUCUCCUACUUUGCCAGCCUACUGGACUCCCGGCCCUCAGUUACACUGGGCUUCUCUUGCCUGCUGGUGAGCCAUGGCCCCUUGCGUCAUGCCUUUUCUGUAGCCUCCUUCCCCCUGCCAGUCCUCAAGGCCCUGGGUAAGUCCCUCAUCUUUCUAUGAUCUCUGGUGCCGUAACUUGUCUAUCUUCUUAUAUAUUUGUCUUGUCUUCCCAACAAGAAUGUUGAGUCCCCUUGAGGGCAGGAACUAUGACAUAUCUUUUAAAAUUCCUUUCCACCUCUAGAACAGUACAUAGUUGCAGAGAAUAAUUUCUGCUCAUGAUUUGACAGAGCUUCAGGGUUGUCUCUUUACCUUCUUGCCUUUCAUUUUUUUUUUUUCUUUUUAGGAAAAAUACCAAUCACAAAAGAAAUAAAACACUGUUGUCUUCUAGAGCAGUAAAAGCACUACUGUCCUUUUCACAGUAUUAACAUUUGCAAACAUCUUUCCACAAAAAAAGAAAGAAAGAAAAGAAAAGAAAAGAAAAAGCAAGAAAGAAAGAAAAGGAAAGAAAAAGAAAGAAAAGGAGAGAAAGAAAGGAAAGAAAGAAGGAAAGAAAAGAAAGAAAAAAGAAAGGAAAGGAAAGGAAAGAAAAAAAGAGAAAAAGAAAGAAAAGAAAAAGAAAGAAAGUGCUACUCUUUUCUGUGUUGUCCUGGGUCACUUCAUAGUAUUGUAAAUUGACAGCAGAGAUAGGAUCUUUGAUGAUGUUUCUUAAUGACAUUUAAUGUAAUGUUGCAUUAAAGAUGAAAUCAGGGUGGGAAAGAGGUUUGCAAUUCCUCCAUCUGUGAGCUCCAGUCCCAUGGAGAAGUACAGUUUACGUAGGGGACCACGGCUGUCUUCUGGAAGUGUUUGGGUCCCUAAACAGAAGGAAGCGCCCCACCAAAAGAUGAGUUGGGUAUUUCUGCACAAGCUGGGAGGGCCAGCAGGUCCCUUCUGUAGCUGGGUGUGGUCUGUAUACAAGCCUAAACAAGGAUUUGCCCCACUUUACUGACUCUAAAACUGGAAGCUUGGAGAACCAGGAAUGUGUGGACCAGCGCUCCAGGGUCCUCUGUUUCGCCCUAUGACAAAUAGUUGAAACCCAUCUGGGGCUUGCCAUUAGACUGUUUCUUCCUUGCUCAGGGAGAAUCCUUUGAAUAGUACU